UCAAUGCCAUUCAAUCAUUUAUAUAUAAAUUCAUCUAUAUCUUCUCUAUGUGUUCACAACUUUUAAUUCUUAAGCAAAUUCAGAAAUUGUAACAAGAUAAUUAAAUGGCAGAUUGGGCUCCAAUCGUGAUAGGUUUGGUUCUGUUUGUUAUUUUUUCGCCUGGAGUCCUGUUCCAGUUGCCAGGCAAAGGCAAGGUAGUGGAGUUCUGCAAUUUGCAAACAAGUGGCGUUUCCGUAUUUGUCCAUUCCCUUUUCUUCUUUGGCUUUAUGGUUAUCUUCCUCAUUGCCAUUCAAGUUCAUAUCGGAAGUGGUUAAGUCUCAACUACAAACACCAUUUAUAUUUACUACGUUAGUUAUAUGUUCACUUUGUCAUGUCUAUUAUAUGCUACUUUGAUAUCCACCCAUCAAAUAGUUAUGCACCCGUAUAUUGGUCUUAGAAUUGAGCUUCUAAGUGUGUAGCAUAGAAAGUAUCUAUGCCCAAUUCCACUGCUUCUUAGUGAAUUACAAUCUGUAUAGUAAAUUAAGAGGAGAGCCCUCAUUUUUCUCUUGGUUAUUUGGUAUUUGUUCUUAUGUUUCAAAGAAAUUUAAUAUUUAUUCCAAGCUGAUGUUGUAGUUUUUUUUAUAAGUGUUUAUAAGUGAUUUCAAAAUCCAUCACAAUCAGCAAUGAUGGUUGUUGGAUCUGGAACAUGUUUCAUUC
This is a messenger RNA of Lotus japonicus, 696 nucleotides long. RefSeq lists its product as uncharacterized. The record is from RefSeq and is a predicted model, not a curated record. The transcript has a single exon. Bases 105 to 314 code for a protein of 69 amino acids. Lineage: Eukaryota; Viridiplantae; Streptophyta; Magnoliopsida; Fabales; Fabaceae.